AUCAUAACAUUGUCCUUCGCCUUCCCUUCCCCUGCAAGAAGACAGAAAACCACCCAUUCCCGCCCCAUUUUUUUUUGAAGAAAAAAUGAACCCAAAUCAGACGGUGGAGGAUGAAUCACAGCCAUCCAUCACGGCCAUGACCCGCCGUAUCCAACGGCUGUCCAUUCACCUUACCCCACUUCCACUCUUCCAACCUUCACCUCAGCUCAACAUGCUAACAUGCGCCAAGGCCAAUAAGCUGGAGUUUGACAAAGGCUCUCUCUCAAGCUACAUGAGAGGGAAGUAUAGGGAAAGUCAAGAGAAAGUUCUUGAAUUUUUUAAAUCAAGGCCUUAUUUGCAAACCCCAAUUGAGAUUUCAAUGAAUGAACAUAGGGAGCUUUGUAUGAGACAACUUAUGGCGUUGGUUAGAGAAGCAAAGAUUAAGCCUUUUAGAUAUAUUGUUGAAGAUCCUGCUAAGUAUUUUGCGAUUGCUGAGGCUGUUGGGAAUAUUGAUAUAUCUCUUGGGAUAAAACUUGGCGUCCAUUGUAGUCUUUGGGGAGGUUCUGUGCUGAACUUAGGAACUAAAAAGCACCGGGAUAAGUAUUUUGAUGGUAUUGACAAUUUGGAUUAUCUAGGUUGUUUCGCUAUGACAGAACUACAUCAUGGUGAACUCUGUUUUCAUUGUGGUCUCCAAACCAUUGCAACAUUUGAUCGAAUUACAGAUGAAUUUAUAAUUGACACACCUAAUGAUGGGGCCAUCAAAUGGUGGAUUGGCAAUGCUGCAGUUCAUGGCAAGUUUGCAACAGUUUUUGCCAAGCUGAUUUUAACAACUCAUGACUCUAAAGGAGAUUCUGAUAUGGGAGUCCAUGGCUUCAUUGUGCCAAUAAGGGAUUUAAAAACUCACCAAACACUUCCAGGAAUUGAAAUACAUGAUUGUGGCCACAAAAUUGGCUUGAAUGGGGUGGAUAACGGAGCACUGAGAUUCUGUUCAGUUAGAAUUCCCCGAGAUAAUCUUCUUAAUCGAUUUGGGGAUGUUUCUCGAGAUGGAAAAUACACAAGUAGUCUCCCUACAAUAAACAAACGUUUUGCUGCUAUGCUAGGUGAACUUGUAGGUGGGAGGGUUGGCCUUGCAUCUUCUUCAGUUGGUUUCCUCAAGAUUGCUGUCACUAUUGCAGUGCGAUACUCCUUACUACGUCAGCAAUUUGGUCCUCCCAAACAGCCUGAAGUCAGCAUUCUUGAUUAUCAAUCUCACCAGCACAAGCUCAUGCCAAUGCUGGCUUCAACUUAUGCAUUUCAUUUCGCCACUCGGGAUUUGGUGGACAAAUAUUCAGAGAUAAAGAAGACACAUAAUGAACAACUGGUUGGAGAUGUCCAUGCACUUUCUGCGGGUCUGAAGUCCUAUGUGACAUCAUAUACUGCAAAGUCAUUGAGUACCUGCAGGGAAGCCUGUGGAGGCCAUGGGUAUGCUGCUGUCAACCGGUUAGGUAGCUUGAGGAAUGAUCAUGACAUUUUCCAGACAUUUGAAGGAGACAACACAGUACUUCUGCAACAGGUAGCUGGCGAUCUAUUGAAGCAAUACAAGGACAAGUUCCAAGGUGGUCCUCUUUCUGUCACAUGGAACUACUUGAGAGAAUCUAUGAACACGUACUUGUCUCAGCCAAAUCCUGUAACUGCACGUUGGGAGAGCGCAGACCACUUGCGAGACCCUAAAUUCCAGUUGGAUGCCUUCAGGUACCGAACCUCAAGACUGCUUCAAAGUGCAGUGGCGCGGCUUCGAAAGCAUUCUAAAACUCAUGGCAGCUUUGGUGCUUGGAAUAGGUGCCUGAAUCACCUUCUCACACUUGCAGAGUCUUUUAUCGAGUCUGUUAUCCUUGCAAAGUUUAUUGAAGCUGUGCAGAACUGUCCUGAUGCAAGUAGUCGAGCUGCUCUAAAACUUGUUUGUGAUCUUUAUGCCCUUGAUCGGAUCUGGAAUGACAUAGGAACUUACCGUAAUGUUGAUUAUGUUGCUCCUAACAAAGCUAAGGCAAUCCACAAGCUCACAGAAUACCUGAGUUUCCAAGUGAGAAACAUUGCAGGGGAACUUGUAGAUGCAUUUGAUCUCCCGCCAUAUGUUACGCGGGCCCCGCUUGCAAUGAAGUCAGAAGCAUAUGCUCAGUACACACAGCUUGUUGGGUUCUAAUGACUAGCGAAAGCAAAACUGCAAUGUUACUUGUGUAAUUGUGAAUACCAUAAGAUGGAACAAGCAUGUGAAUUUCACGAUAGAUAGAAUUUUUUAAUUCUUUUACCAGAUUAAAUACUGGGUUCAGGUCAAUACGGUUGUUGAAACCCAGGUCGAUAGCCUGUGUUUGGAAAGAAUAAUCUGUUGAAGGUUGAAAAUAAUGUUGUUUAAACUGUAACAAUGAACUAUGUACAUUUUCUUGCCAAUAGAAGAAUAGCAUGUUAUUUUUUUGGUG
Molecule: messenger RNA, 2432 nt
Organism: Durio zibethinus
Lineage: Eukaryota; Viridiplantae; Streptophyta; Magnoliopsida; Malvales; Malvaceae
Source: RefSeq, a predicted model, not a curated record